GAGAAGAAAGUUGUGCCAAAUAGCUUUAAAAUUCAUACUAAUAUUGUUGUUUUACUUUGUAAGUAAAAAUCCCGGCGUAACAUUAGGAAUAAAUAAAUAAAAUAAAAUAAAGGUGUUUCGUCCAGAAUUUACACGCUUUAAGAUGUUUUAAGUUGCUGAUCGUAAAUAUCCCCAAAAAUCCAAAUGCCAGUGACUUCGUAGCCGAAUGUGCGGUUUGAGAGGCACCGGUGCCAAAUCUUUGUGUGCGUAAAGGUGGAUUUUUAAAGCUCGCGAUCCGACGCUGUCAUCUCGAUAAUCCUCCAGAAUCAGUACGAGCGCGUCUGGCGUUUAAUUGAGUUAGUCGCGUCCUCCUCUAACCUCAGGCGCGUCCGGGCCCGUUCUUCCUCCGCUGCGCUUAUUCCACGUGUAUAUUUUUAUUUAGAGCAGAACCCUUGUACUUUGGGGAAGUGAAGUUGGAAGGAGAUAAAGCCACUUGCACUGUGCGAAGAUCAAACCCGCGAUAAGCCUGAAUCAGCGGUUGGACAGAGGAGCUGGCUGUUUUGGCUGACUCACUUUUACUGUUUAUAUUUUACUUGGCAUAAGAUGAAUUUCAUCCCUUCAUCGAGGCACUCCUCCCCCACGUCCGGGCCAUUGCCUACACGUGGUUCAACCUCCAGGCCCGAAAGCGCAAGUACUUCAAGAAGCACGAGAAGCGGAUGUCCAAGGACGAGGAGCGCGCGGUGAAGGACGAGCUGCUGAGCGAGAAGCCAGAGGUCAAGCAGAAGUGGGCGUCCCGGCUGCUGGCCAAGCUGCGCAAGGACAUCCGGCAGGAGUACCGGGAGGACUUCGUCCUCAGCGUGACGGGCAAGAAGCACGCGUGCUGCGUGCUGUCCAACCCCGACCAGAAGGGCAAGAUCCGCCGCAUCGACUGCCUGCGGCAGGCCGACAAGGUGUGGCGCCUGGACCUGGUCAUGGUCAUCCUCUUCAAAGGCAUCCCCCUGGAAAGUACGGACGGCGAGCGCCUCGUCAAGUCGCCGCAUUGCACCAACCCAGCACUUUGUGUCCAGCCGCACCACAUAACAGUAUCAGUCAAGGAGCUGGACUUGUUCCUCGCGUACUAUGUCCAGGACCAAGACUCGCAGCAGUCAGGAAGUCCCAGCAACAAUGAGCAAGGCAAAAACCCUCUUCCAGUCUACUUGGAAGACAGCUUCAUCAAAUCGGGAGUCUUCAGCGUUGCAGAGCUGGUGCGCGUGUCCCGGAUGCCCAUCACCCACGGAGCGGCCGUCAACUUCUCCAUGGCCGACAUGCCCAGCCAGCCCUACUACCACGACCUGAACUCCAGCAUGGGGCUGCACCGCUCCCUGUCCUCUCCUCCCGGCAGCAAGAGGCCCAAAACCGCCAGCAUGGAGGAGAACAUGGACACCAGCCCCACGGGGCCCGACUUCUACUCGUCGCCCAGCUCGCCGGCCAGCAGCCGGGCCAACUGGCACGACCGGGAAGGAGCAGACAUGUCCUCUCCCACCAUGAAGAAGCCGGAGAAGCCACUGUUCAGCCCCACCUCUCCGCAGGACUCCUCACCACGACUCAGCACUUUCCCUCAGCCCCACCACCCGGGCCUCACAGGUGUAGGACACAGUGUUAUCUCGACGAGGAGCCCCCCCCCACACUCGCCGCUGCAGUUCUCGGCUUCGGCCAUACUGCCCCCUGCGCCGUCGCCCUACUUCUCACACCCGACCAUCCGCUACCCGCCCCACCUCAACCCCGCUGACCCCCUCAAGAGCUACGUGCCGUCGUACGACCCGUCCAGCCCUCAGAGCAGCCAGCCGAACAGCAGUGGUCAGGUGGUGGGAAAGGUCCCGGGCCACUUCACCCCGGUCCUGGCUCCCUCUCCACAUCACAGCGCUGUACGACCCGUCUCGCUGUCCAUGCCCGACACCAAGCCCAUCACCACAUCCACAGAAGGCUACUCUGCCCCUGGCACCCCGACGGCUAAUCGUUUUGUAGGCCUGAGCCCUAGAGAUCCCACCUUCCUCCACCAGCAACAGCUGAGGAAGUGUGACUGGAGCGUGACUCAAAACGGGCGGCAUUAUGGCCCCAGUGCCACUGACGACACUUUGGGGAUUACUUGGCAAAGUCCUGGUACCUGGGCGAGCUUAGUUCCAUUCCAAGUGUCGAACGGGACUCCGAUUCUGCCAACAAAUGUCCACCAGAACUACAGCAUAAACAUCAUUGGUGAGCCCCUGGUCCCCGCGGAGACGGGGAACUGAACAGGCCGCGGCUGGACGCCCCCGGGUGGACGGAUGGGCGCGUGGGGGUGUUGGCGGCGCAGAGCUGGCGCUACAGGUGUCUGCAGCCAUGGAUGAAACCAGCAAAGCAGCAGGAGCUGCACAAUCCUCCCUUUGCAACCCUUCCCUCCGGUCACGCCCUUCACGCCCCCCGCUCCCGUCCCUCCCCCCACACCGGACCCUGGCCAUGAAGUGAACACGUGAUGAGAGCGGGAAAAAAAGAAGAAAUCGCUUCAGGUCAGCUGUCCUGUCCUGUCCUGUCCUGUCCCGGCCCGGUCCGGUCCGGUCCGGUCCGGUCUACGCAUCCAACACCCACCAGUCAGUUGCUGUGUUUGCAGAACUUUUCAAUCCAUUCAAAUACUGUGAUGUAUAGAUGCCUUAAUGUUUUAUUGCAUGACACUCUAGUCUCUUAGCGGCAAUUCCUACUCUUUUUCCUUGUUUGGGGAAGAUGUAAAAUCUUGAUUUACACACACACAAGUCUGCGCAUCUACACCUCUGCCUGGUGGAUGAGUCUCAGGCCUCUUCAGAAGAGGUUCUCCCACGUCAAACGAGUCACUGUGUGAAUUCAGAGCGUUUCUUCCUCCGUUUGAGUUCAGUUUACUGUGAUACGAGUCUUUGUUCAGAAAAUGUGUCGACUGUGUUGAUUCUUUACUGCUACUUACUUCACGAAUUAAUGUAAACGCUUACAGCAAGAGUUGAGAACUCUUCUUGCGGUUUUCAAAAAACACUAAAUGUUAGACUUGAGAUUGGACCCCUCGUUAAAGAAUUUGCAACUCCUUUACAAAAGGACUAAAAGAAAAAAAAUCUCAUUAGAGGCAAGUGCAAUUUAAUUUCUGAAGGGAAGCUAUCAGUCUGUCAGCCCUAAGACUCUAAAGGAAGGGGGAUAAAUAAUAAAUAGUUUUAUGGGUAAAAUGUUUAAGACAUUUGAAUUUGAUUUCAGUUACAUAUCCGUCUUCUCGGAUGAGAAAAAACAUCAAGCGUGAGUUGAAGGCGAGCGCUAAGCUACCUGUGCAGCAUCGAGCUAAAGCAGCACUUCGUCCUUCCCGCCGCGGCGGGGAGUCCUUUUUAAUUUAUUUGUGGUAAAAAAAAAGAAUAAAAUACCAGAACACGAGUAAAGACGUGAGAGAGACAUAGUGUGUAAGGACGACUAAACGAUCACAGAGCGACUGAGCGCCAACACGCGUGCGCUCCGCCAUCUUGUUUACAGGAAUCAAACAAAAAGGAAAGAAAAGAGUUAGUUCAACGUGCACUCGGUCAACUCUGCAGCGCGAGAGCUUGAAAAGUGAAACCAUCGACGCAGGUGGUGGCAAAUCCCUGAAAUUGUGCACGGCAUGUUCGCAGCCAUUGCCUCCGGUCCGGACAUAUUUAUACAAGCGAAAUCUCUCCAGUCCUCUUAAUUUGCACGAUGACAUAUAGUCCACAUUACGUGCCUUGCCUUUGAAUAUAGAGACGUCACUACACUUGUUUUUGCUGCAUUUAUCAUUAUAGAAAAAAAAUUAACAUUUUUAUGAUAAGAAUUGUUUUGUACUCUCAAUGAAAUUGUUGAUUUUUAACUUCAUGUACUACUCGAUCUCACCGUUCGUUACAUUGCAUAUCAAGGCUGUGUAUAGUCGCCGUUUAAAGGCUUGUAAUCAACCAGCAUUCUUCUUUUUCAGUAUUUUGGUGGUUUUUCUAAUAACCUGUCACCUGUUUUUGUUGUUUUCUUUUAUUUCUCAACGCUCAUUUUGUUCAUCUUCCAAUUACUAUUGUGGAGGGUGGAAUUCAGAAUUAUGAAAAUUAUGCAAUACCAAGUUUUGCCUAUGUAGGUAGUGCUUAAUAGAUGCGUCAAUUAUUAGAGGCUAGUUUGGAGAUAGAUAAUAUUGUAAUGCAUUUAUUUUGUUGAUAUUGUUGUUUGUCGUUGUUGUUGUUGAUGAUGUUGUUGUUGUUGUGGCUGUUUUCCUUUUUUAUUGACCAAAGUGGGGACUGCUUUCUAUGCAGUGUGUGACAAGGUCUUCUUUUCUUUCUCUCUCUAGCGUGUAGGCAGUCAGACGUGUUCCAGUGUAACUCUAGAUUUGGGAGGUUUCAGGGGGCGGGGCGGCGUUUUUCUAGGAGUGCUUAACAAAUGCACCCAUGGUCUUCCCACGGCUGCAAAGUCACUGAUUGGUCUACUGUGACUCUUCCUUUCAACUUUCCACCGGGGGUGCCAGCGCGUGACACUGAAGGAGCUCAUCUUUUCACAGGAGAGACGGCUUGACUUGAGUAUGACAAUCAUUUUACGAAAUCAUUUUGCCUAGAAUCCCGUUCUGGAACACAGUCGCAUGCGUUUCGUUGGUUCCUCCGUCCCAGUCUAGACGCCACCGAAUGCAAUUCCCAAGUAGAUGCCUUAAACACAUCAGAGAAGUGGCCUGUGAGUUGCGCAACAAUCACAUACCGACUUAUGCUAGUGAGACCUGUCCAAAUCAGCUCCAGACAGGCUCAAGCAAGCCUUUAGAAGUAUUUUAUAAGCAGUAGAUUUGUAUAAAUGUAUAUACGAUAUGCACAUAUAUCGGUUCCCCGGCAGAUCGGCCCGCGGUGUGCGCAGACGUAGGUGUUGGACCACGCCAGCGAGUGCGCGAGGCGUUUACCUGCUUCACGCCCAGCGGUUCAGUAGGAGCUUAAGUAGAAUUCACUAGAUUCAAAUCUAGCACUUAAAUAGCACAUAGGCAAUCGUCUUCUCCCCCUGUGCAGUGUUUUGACCCCAGUCUCAAACUGAAUCUCUCAGGCAUAAUACAGGGCAUUACAUAUAUAUACAUAUAGAUAUAUAUAUAUCAAUCACUAUGUUAAAGUAGGGAACUUCCUGGCAGAGAGAGAAGGAGCAGCCUCCGGUGCUGCUCCACACCUUUUGCACUCUUCCCCUGCAGCCGCUGAGCGAGCGAGCGAGCGAGCGUGUCUCUGGGAGAGAGAGACGGCACUAACGAGAGCUCUCCGGCCGGAGGCAGAGGGCCACGCAGCAGAAAAUGUUUUUGAUAAAAAAAAUACAAUCCUCAAGUCAAGCUCAACCUCUCCAUCUCCACCCAGAUUUCUUAUGCAGGAAACCCCUAGAAAAAGUCACCCCGUUCUAUGUGCACUGUUCUGUCUUCUGUAGUUCUUUUUAAUUCUUUCUAAAAGAAAACUAAGUGCUUUGCAGCCUUUGGCCAUUGAAGACCCCACUGAAGUGCAUUGUCCCAAAGUAUGAGUGUGUGUGUGUGUGUGUGAUGCUACAUGUGUCAGGGUCACUGUGCUGUUGGUGUUUUAUUGACUAGGAGACUGUACAUAAAGGUAAAUAUCAUGACUGUGUCGAUAGCAGUAGUCUGUGGGUUUGAACUCUGCUUUGGCAGCUUGUGUGUGUGUGUGUGUGUGUGUGUGUGUGUGUGUGUGUGUGUGUGUGUGUGUGUGUGUGUGUGUGUGUGUGUGUGUGUGUGUGUGUGUGUGUGUGCGUGUGUGUGUGUGAGAUCGAGUGCCUCGGACACUACACAGUGAGACAAGAUGAGGGUCUUUCUAUCAGAAUAAAAGCCUGCCAUAGGACAGAAGUUUGUA
Betta splendens (Siamese fighting fish) is the source of this 5798-nucleotide messenger RNA. RefSeq names its product nuclear factor 1 B-type-like. Gene Ontology annotation, molecular function: RNA polymerase II cis-regulatory region sequence-specific DNA binding; DNA-binding transcription factor activity, RNA polymerase II-specific. Bases 696 to 2246 code for a protein of 516 amino acids. NCBI's taxonomy places the organism in Eukaryota, Metazoa, Chordata, Actinopteri, Anabantiformes, Osphronemidae. Gene Ontology annotation, biological process: regulation of transcription by RNA polymerase II. The transcript has 12 exons. Gene Ontology annotation, cellular component: nucleus. The record is from RefSeq and is a predicted model, not a curated record.